GUGAGCUGUGAUUGGUCACAGCUUGUCACAUGGUACAAGGCUGUUGUGAAUAGCCUUGUACCAUGUGAUCUCGUUGAUCAUUCACAGAUUUCACACGUAGUAAGCAAUGAUGGCAGAAGUGACAUCUUGCUUACUACUCUUCAUGUGAUCACUGAUUGGCCAAUCAGUGAUCACAUGAUCGGGACCUCACACAGAGGUGUUCCUCUGUGUCUUCCCUCCGGACACAGCGGGCACCAGAUCGCUGUGCUGUGCGCUCUCAGAAAGCUGGCCAUACAUUAUACAUUUAUCUGGAGAUUUUUGGUUUAGAUUUACCAAAAACCAUAUAAUAGGAGGACAACCUAA
Messenger RNA from Staurois parvus, 342 nucleotides. NCBI's taxonomy places the organism in Eukaryota, Metazoa, Chordata, Amphibia, Anura, Ranidae. The record is from the annotation of a GenBank genome assembly.